Vicia faba (fava bean) is the source of this 390-nucleotide messenger RNA. NCBI's taxonomy places the organism in Eukaryota, Viridiplantae, Streptophyta, Magnoliopsida, Fabales, Fabaceae. The record is from the annotation of a GenBank genome assembly.
AUGAAGAAAAAAUGUGAACUCUGCAAAAGUCCAGCAAACUUGUUCUGUGAAUCAGAUCAAGCAAGUCUUUGUUGGGAAUGUGAUACUAGGGUUCACACUGCAAAUUUCAUUGUCACAAAACAUCAAAGGUUUCUUCUUUGUCAUAUUUGUCAAUCUUUAACUGCUUGGCAUGGAACUGGACCCAAGUUUGUUCCAACCAUGUCUCUUUGUAACUACUGUGUUUCUGUUACCAAUGGUCAUCAAAAUCACGAUAACGACGACGAAGACGAUGACGAUGACGAUGAAGAUGAAGACACCGAUGACGAUGAUGAAGAAAAUCAAGUUGUUCCAUGGAAAUCUACACCUCGACCAGUUUCUUCUUGUUCUUCAAAUAGUGCAACUACCUAUUAG